Messenger RNA from Paramormyrops kingsleyae, 6140 nucleotides. RefSeq names its product WD repeat domain 62 (gene wdr62). The record is from RefSeq and is a predicted model, not a curated record. NCBI's taxonomy places the organism in Eukaryota, Metazoa, Chordata, Actinopteri, Osteoglossiformes, Mormyridae. Gene Ontology annotation, biological process: negative regulation of canonical NF-kappaB signal transduction; positive regulation of JNK cascade. Gene Ontology annotation, molecular function: protein binding. Gene Ontology annotation, cellular component: cytoplasm.
UGCGCAUGCGCGUGUAGUUCAUAAAUCGCGCUUGCUAUACUGCACUCCGCGUACGUUACUUAAGUGAGUGAUUUGCUCUCUCAUGCGAGACUCGAAUUGCUUUAUAACAGCAACAAUACUAAUAAUAAACAUAUGCAAAACAUGUACAAAUAUAUUAAAUAAAAACGAAUGACCUUAAGUAACUUUGGUGCGAGUUCCUGGUUGCCGGGCGUAGUUAAACGAAGUUAGCUACAUAUAUAGUUAUCAGCUGGCUUUUUCGUUAGACUGGUAAGCUAACAGGAUAGCGUUAGCUACGAAGACGAACCGUGGAUGUGAACUUUAUUUUUUAUUGUUUUUUUUUUUUUUGAAGUUUUUAUUUCUUGGUUGACAUCACAAUCGCCAUGGCGGAGGCACCCUUUUUCGGGGGAGGUUUAAAUGCAGUUUCCUUCAGUUCUCGGGUGAAAAAAGUGACGAGCCUUCGGAAAAAAGGGCGACAGAAUCAGCCGAGACGGAACAUCCACAACCGGGUGUUUCUGGAGAAGGUCCUGGGCAUCACCACAUCUAGCAGUAGUGGCUUGGCCUGUGACCCAAACAGUGGAUUGGUGGCUUAUCCAGCUGGGUGUGUUGUGGUCAUCCUGCACCCGAGGAAAAACAAACAGAGCCACAUAUUGAACACUUCCAGAAAAACCUUCACUGCUUUGGCAUUCUCUCAGGAUGGAAAAUACUUGGUCACUGGUGAGAGCGGUCACAUGCCAUGUGUACGAGUAUGGGAUGUGGCUGACAGAACCCAGGUAGCUGAAGAACAGUGCCAUAAGUAUGGGGUUGCCUGUGUGGCCUUCUCGACCAGUGGGAGCUACAUUGUAUCGGUGGGAUACCAGCAUGACAUGACGGUCAGCGUGUGGGAGUGGAAGAAGGGGACUGUUAUUGCUUCAAAUAAAGUGUCCAGCAGAGUUGUUUCCGUGUCAUUCUCUGAGGAUAACAGCUACUUCGUCACUGCGGGGAACAGACACGUCAAGUUCUGGUAUCUGGAUGCCUCCAAGGAGAGGCGGGUGAAUAGCACAGUGCCUCUGAUUGGUCGGUCAGGUUUACUUGGGGAACAGAGGAAUAGCAUGUUCUGUGGUUUGGCAUGUGGAUGGGGUGACAUGGCUGGCUACACUUACUGCAUCACAAACACUGGCCUUUUGUGCCAGUUCAACAGCAGGAGGCUCCUGGAUGCUUGGGUCGACCUGAAGACCUCCUCAGCGCGAUGUCUGUAUGUAAGCGAGCACUAUGUCUUCUGCGGCUGUGCGGAUGGAACCGUCCGCGUCUUCAAACCUCAGAACCUGCAGUACAUCACGACGCUCCCGCGCCCUCACUGCCUCGGGGUGGACAUCACAAAGGGAGUGCACUCGGGACACUUAUUUUCCAGCAGUCCAGAUGCAGAGUACCCAGAUACCCUUGCUCUGACCUUUGACCCAGUGACAAGCUACCUGACCUGCGUAUACAAUGACCACAGCGUUUACGUGUGGGAUGUCCGUGAUGUCAGGAAUGUGGGGAAGGUCUACUCUGCACUUUAUCACAGUGGCUGUGUUUGGAGUGUGGAGACCUACCCUUGUGUGGUGGAGCAGUCUCCAUCCUGGUUGAGCCCUGGUUCCUUCCUCACCUGUUCCUCUGACACUACCAUUCGGCUGUGGCACGUUGAUCCCCAGCAGAACAUAGGCCCAGACUCCAACUAUGGUCGGAACCUCUAUAGCAAUGAUCUUAUGAAGAUUGUGUACCUGGGGAAGGACAUGCAACAUCUGCAGCAAGAAUGCGAGCGGGGAGAGGGUGCAGGCUCCGAGGCAAAGUCUGGUAUCCGUGUCCUGAGGAUCAGUCCUGAUGGGCAGCACAUGGCAGCUGGAGAUCGCCAUGGCAACCUGCGUAUUUUUGGACUGCAGUCUCUAGAUGAGCUGUUGAAGAUUGAAGCCCAUGACUCGGAGGUUCUGUGCCUGGAGUUCUCGCCGACUGAGACCGGCCUGCGCCUGCUGGCAUCAGCGAGCCGAGACCGUCUCAUCCACGUGUUCAACAUGGAGAAGGGCUACAGCCUGGAGCAAACUGUGUAUGACCACUCAGCUUCCAUCACCGCCAUUAAGUUCACAGGUGAGGCUUCAGAUGUGCACAUGGUGAGCUGUGGGGCUGAUAAGAGCAUCUACUUCCGCACAGCGGAGAAGUCCACGGAGGGCCUGACGUUUUCCCGCUCCCACCACGUGGUGGAGAAGGCCACGCUGUACGACAUGGACCUGGACGCCACACACAGUCAUGCAGCCAUUGCCUGUCAGGACCGUAACAUCAGGGUGUAUGAUGUUAAAAGUGGCAAGCUGAAGAAGUGCUUUAAGGGAUCCUUAAGUGACGACGGUACGCUCCUUAAGGUCCAAAUGGACCCAUCUGGUUUGUUCCUGGCCACCAGCUGCUCAGAUAAAAACAUCUGCAUCUUUGACUAUGAAACUGGCGAAUGCGUGGCUGCCCUGUUUGGGCACUCUGAAAUUGUGACAGAACUGAAAUUUACCCCGGAUUGCCGGCACCUCAUCACUGUGUCUGGGGACAGCUGUGUGUUUGUAUGGAGACUGGAUACUUCUAUGACCCAUGCCAUGCGAAACAAGCUGGCAGAGCUGAGGUUGCAAGCCGGACUCCGUGGGCCAGCCUUCACCAAGUGCCCCCCCAUCAGGAAGGAGACUUAUAUCAGUAUACCUAGAAUCAUGCUGCCAGAAAUGGGAGAGGAGGAGCAGGUUGUGGAGGAGGAGGAAGAGGAGGAAGAUGGGAAGAGUGAAGAAGAACACGAGGACCCCCCCAAGACGCCUGCCCGGGAGGACUCCCUGCAGGAUGCUCUGGAUCCCAUGUUCCUGCAGACCAACGGCAAACUGCCCAUGUGGGCCAGAAGACUGGGAGCAGCUGGCUCCUCUGGAACAGACCCUGUUGGUGCCGCGGAGGUUGGCCCCUACCAGCCGCGGGGGCGCUGGGCGGAGCAAUCUGACCCCCAGGCCAUUCGUUCAGUCUUGGAGAGUCGUAGUCUACAGCUGCCCCUCUCGCCCAGUCCCAGACAGCCUGAGAAGGAUGUGGAAAAGGAGCCAGAAGAGGAUUCCUGCUUUCACCCGCAAAGUCUGGACAGCCUGCUGGAGCAGGAAGAUGAGGAAGAAGAAUCCGAAGUGGAGGAAGGCGAGCUGCCGGACAGUGAGCUCCUACCGGACCACCAGAGGCCAACCUUCCUGCCGUUGUCGGGCAGUGAAGAGCUCUUCGCGCCAGGGCUGGGCUCACCGGAGGCGCAGGACUACAUCCUGUACCCUGCCAACAGCACCACCCUCUCUGCUGGCGGGGAAGGGGAGUUUGACGUGAGGGAGCAGUGUGAGGCCAUGCCUGAGCGUCGCCGUGGAGCCUGGGGCGGCGAGGAGCUCAGUCCUGACAGUGCCUGCUGCGUGGGCUCUGCUGAGAGCCAAGCCUCCAGCCAGGACCCCCCCCAGGAUGACUCCCUCAGUCAAGUGAGCUCCACAGGCAGCUCUGGGGUGGAAGAGGAGGACGAGGACCCAGGGGUGCUGUUGAGGCACCAUUUUGACACUCUGGCUGACAGCCUCGCUGCGAAUGCUCUUCUCCCUUCCCUGUUUCCUUCAGAGAAGUUUGAUACAGACCUCAGGAAAUUACAGCCACCCACAGAGAGCAUCUUCCUAAAUCCGCGACUCAGCAUCUCCACACGUUUCCUGUCCCGCUUCCAGGGUCGUGCAAAUAAACUUGGAAUUUGCCUCCCGCUUCGGCCUGCGGGGCUACCUGCCCUGUCUGUCCCUGUGAUCACAGAGGAGCCCUCUGGCAAACUGACUGGUGCCCCUGAGGUGACGUCAAAGCUCUUUUCUGAUGAGGCUGUAUCAGAAUCUGUCACUCCACAAGAGGAAGGUGGAGAAGUGGUGAAAGUGGUCAAGUCUCGUUCACUGGUGAGAAGUUCCUCGGUCUUGGCUCGGCGGAACCAGAGGCCUGUACAGGGUCGCAAGACCAUAGCAACCUACCAGUGGCAGGGCAUUCUGGGAGAUGUGUCAAACAGGAUCCAGCUAGAAGAGUCCACCCCUCAGAUUUCUGUCCAGAGCAGUGCAGAAGCCAGCCUCCAAAAACAGGCCCUCUCUGGGCCCAGCAAGUUCUGCGCACCAACACGGCCAGCUGUCCGGCCUGGUCGCCAGAGCUACAUGUGCACCACUGCCAGCUCACGUGCAAAGAUGUCUUCUGAGAACCUUAAUGUCACACCAACAGAUGAGCAGCCCUCCAAGACCCCGCCUGGUCUGAAGGGUUCCUUCCCCCAGGACCUCAAUGUUCACCAGGAGUGUAAGGAGAAUCGGCCUCAUCCACUGACAAAUCGCCCCACUGGACCCACAGCCAAACCCCCCAGCACAUCUGGCAGCCAGCCCCCACUGCCACCAGGCAACCACAGCGCCAGGGCAGCCCUGCACCUUGACCUGGCUGGGCCAGAGCGCACUACAGGCCUCAAACUGCGGAGACGCUCUGCAGACGUUACCCGCCUCCUCACCCUGACCACACCCACAGAAAUGAUGUCCCUGGGUGCAGAGGGGAAGAGUUACAUCAGCAACAUUGAACAUAGUCUGGUGUCUCAGGGCAUCUCCCGAGGAAGGAGCCUGUCCGCCUUGGGCAGUUCCAUGAUGCCUGAGAGUGGCACUGCCCCUGUGGACCAGGUUCCUGCUGUCCCCCCUGUGAGGGGCACUGAAGGGAAGCAUCCCCCAUCUGUGUCACAAGAGCUGCCCUGCAGGCCCGGGUCUCCUGGUCCUCUCAGGGACAAGAUGGCAUCCUUUCCGUCACCGUCAGAAGAUGUCAUAAUUGAUCCAGUGAGCAUACAGACUUGUAAGGAGAUCGUGAGUGAUCUGCAGCAAUCAAUGAAAAGAGCACUUUCCUUAUACAGCAAGCUCUGCUCUGUGGAAGAUGGCACAGAGCAGCAGCUACACAUGAGGUCUAUCCUGACGGAUGCCUUUGCGGCGGUCCAGAGUGAGCUGGACUCCGUGCAGGGACAGCGCCCCCCACCAAAGGCUAUCUGCCCAUCAGCAGAGGAGUCUCCUGGUCGACAGCUCAAGGACGACCGCACUGUGGCUCUAUUGGAGAAGUACUCUGAGAUGCUGCUGAGGAUCGCAGAGAAGAAGAUGGACUGUAACUGAGAAUGUCGGCACUGUUUGUGACACCUGAGUUACCUGUGAGAGACUCAACCCCAUGAUCAUUAAAGAUGCUCAGUAUUAGUGUUGGGAGAGUGCAAUCAUGUGCUGAGUUUGCCUGAUUUAACCCAGUGGGAAAUGGGCUAAAUCUGCUGGACAGUGCACAGUAAUUCCUCCUUCCGUUGGUCUGGGAGAAGCUCUUCCUCCCUCCAUGAUUACAUAGUACAGUAUGUAAAGGCUGUGCUGGACUUUGACAGCCUUGGGUCUCUGUCACCAAUUUGCUCCCUGAUUGACAAACCAUAAACUGAUAUAUUCACACCUAGACAGCAAUAUACGGACAGACAGCAAAUCCAGUGCUCGCAUCCCUUUUUGAAAGUGUUAACUUUUUUAUUGCAUGGUUUAUUUCAUCUGUAUUUUUUUAAACGUAUUCAUACAUGCAUUACCAUGCAAUAGUCAGCAUCCCCCACUAAUGCAUGGUGUAUGAUUUUAGAUGGUAUUCUGAAUGAAACCAGCACCUGAAAUUCUUAGUGUAUCUAGUCACAUACACUGAGGUUUUAAUGGCAGUCAUGAAAUGCUUUUUCUUUUAAGAGUAAUGAAUGCGUGGAGUGGUACAUCUCUGUUAACUACAGCCUUGUGGUUUACAUCACUCACCAGUGUUCUGUUGCAAGCAGUCAAGCACGGUGUUCUGUCUGAAUUCAGGUUGUGAAGCUGGAUGCUACAGGCGUGUAAUCUGAAUCUGCUCUGUUCAGUGUAGCUUUAUGUAGUUGCAAGGUGUUCAGCAAAACUUUCCUUAUUUGCACUAGACAGUUUUUUGCACUUGAUGGUUGUCUUUUGAGUUGUUUUUGUAAUCACGGAUAUACAGAUGUGCAGUGUUUUUGCUUUUUUGUGUGAAUAUUUUUCAUAUUCAUUUGUAAAUAUUUUAUGCUUUGCAGUACCCAUCACAAUUGUGUCUCUGCCUUUUUUUUAGUAAAGUAAAACGUGUUUUAUUAAAAUAUUUUAUGUGGCACAAUA